UAGUUUUUGCAGUGUAGAACAUUUUGAAUACAGUUUUAUCACUUAAAGUGAUAAAUGUGCUUAAAGUGAAUGUGCUUAAAGUGAUUAAUACAAACUAUUUUUUUUUAAUAAAGGUGUUUCUUAAAGUUUUCUAAAUCAAAAUUGGUCUGACUAUUAUUUACUAUGUUUGUUUAAGGUUGCAGUCGAACAAAUGUGUGUAAAUAUAAGUAACAUAAAGCUGUUGACAAAUCUGCUUUAUAUUUUAUGAGUUCCACAGUUAUCAGCUAUCAUUCCAUUGCUUUUGAGGUUUUUUUUGUCACUCUGGAUUUCACAUUCUCAUCCUGUUUUGUUUGUGGCCAUCUCUCUCACUGGCUCUGUGGAGGGCUCAGUGAGUGAAAGAUUGUAGAAUGAUAGGAAGUGGAAGUUAAAGUAUGAGGGGUCACUAUGCAAUGCAUUUUUCUUCUUUCACUCUCUCUGUCUCCCAAUUUCUUUUGCUCUCCAAGUUGGAAAGCAGUUGCACACUGAUGGCUUUGUUUUUGACUCACUUUACAUUUAUUUAUUUAUUUAUUCACCACAGAUGUUUCGGAAAAAAGCCUCAUCCUCCUUGAGAAUGCGGGGAAUAUCAGAAAACAAUAGACGGAGUGUGGACCGUGCCCGAAGCUCCUCCUUCCAUGAGGUGGGUAGGUCACGAGAUCUGGAAAUGAGGGCAGCAGCCUCAGUUUCCGAGGACACAUCGGCUAGCAACAGCGGUGGUAGUGGGCACACGGUUCUGCAGCGGCUCUUGCAGGAGCAAAUGCGCUAUGGCGAGGGUCGAAAUUACCUUGCCUUGCAACAACAGCAGCAGCAACAAGGUCCAGUAAGCGGAUACCCAGGGCCUGGCAGCCCAGGAGACGAGCACUCGAUGGUCCCACACAUUGCACGACAGGAGCCCCAGGGCCAGGAGUUGCAGGUUGAUAGUGGCAUGGAGAAGCUCAGCACACGCACUGCAGUAGGAGGCGGUGGUAGUGGAGGCACCGGGUCACUUGGUGGUAGCUGUGUCAGUGGGCAGGUGCAGAAUCCAGAAGACCUGCCCACUUAUGACCAAGCCAAGGUUCAGUCGCAGUACUUCCGUGGCCAUCAACCCCAGCAACCUCAACCGCAGAUGCCCCCAACAGUGGGUGCUGCUUUUUAUGUGACUGGAGUCACCAACUCUAAGGUGCGACCCCCAGAGGGCAGAUCCACGGUGCAGAGAAUGAAUGGAGGCAAAGUACACCAAGAUGAUGGGCUCAAGGAUCUAAAGCAAGGCCAUGUACGUUCUCUCAGUGAAAGACUAAUGCAGCUCUCAUUGGCCACCAGCGGGGUCAAGGCCCAUGCUCCUGUUACCAGUUCACCACUUUCCCCCCAGCUGCCUCCACCAGGACUUCCAGGAGACUACUACAAACCCACUGGGCCUCCACACAGAGGGCCACCUCCAGACUAUCCUUUUAAAGGAAUGCCCUCUCCACCCAAACAGCAACAGCACCAUCAGCCUCAGCACCAGGAGCCUGGACACUUCUACCCAGACCACCGAGGUACAAGCCAACCAGCCAGGACUGACAUUCCUCAUGUCCGGUACCAGCCACCACCGGAGUAUGGCUCUUUCCGGUCAAGUAAGGAGAGUUCAAGCCACUCUCAAAGGUCCGUCCAUCACCACAGCCCUUCAUCUUCGGUUACGUCUGGAGGCUCUCUCUCCCGUGCUCAGUCUUCCACUCUCAGCAGCAUCUUGGCUGCUUCCCAUGCACCUCCACCAAUGGGUCAUCCGGGAGAGCCACCCUUCCCCAUUGCUGCUCGUAGUCCACAGGGGCCUGGUUCUCACCAAGGUGAUCCAUACGGCCCAGGCCACCCUCCCCAUCAACGGAGCCAUGUGUUUCCACAUGAUCAUUAUGGCUCAGCUCCAAGGGGCCUCCACAUGCUCCAGCACCAGCACCAGUACCACCAACAAGGCCCCCAGCAGCAGAGUCCAGCACAACAUUACCCACAUCCACACUCCAUGCAGGGGGAUCCUUACGCCAUGCUUGCCCGUGCCCAGCAGAUGGUGGAUAUGCUGUCUGAAGAAAAUGGCUUGCUUAAGCAAGAGCUGGAGGUGUGUGGGGAGAAAGUGUCCAAAUUACAAAAGAUGGAGACUGAGAUCCAGAUGGUGUCCGAAGCUUACGAGAACUUGGCAAAAUCAUCCACAAAGAGGGAAGCUCUUGAGAAGACCAUGAGAAAUAAGCUGGAGAUGGAGGUGCGCAGGGUGCACGACUUCAACAGGGACCUACGAGAACGAAUGGAAACAGCCAACAAGCAGCUCGCCGCAAAAGAGUGUGAGGGCACCGAGGACAAUCGUAAAACCAUCUCACAGCUUCUGGUUCAGGUUAAAGAGAAUCAGAGAGAAAAGGAGAAGCUGGAAAUCGAGUUGAAUUCACUUCGAUCCACCACGGAGGACCAGCGCAGGCAUAUCGAGAUCCGUGACCAGGCCUUAAACAAUGCGCAAGCCAAAGUGGUCAAACUGGAGGAAGAGCUGAAGAAAAAGCAGGUAUAUGUGGAGAAGGUGGAGCGGAUGCAGCAGGCUCUAGCACAGCUUCAGGCCGCCUGUGAGAAGAGAGAACAGCUUGAGCAUCGGCUACGCACUCGACUGGAGAGAGAGCUGGAAUCACUGCGAAUGCAACAGAGACAAGGUGGCUCUCAGAGCACAGUUGGCCCGGAGUUCAGCACAGCGGCUCUGAUGGAGCACCUGAGAGAAAAAGAGGAGAGGAUUUUGGCCCUGGAGGCCGACAUGACCAAAUGGGAGCAGAAAUAUCUGGAGGAGAGCGUCAUGAGGCAGUUCGCACUGGACGCCGCUGCUUCUGUGGCCACACAGAGAGACACAUCGUCUGCCAUCAUCAGUCACUCUCCCAGCAGCAGCUACGACACUUCAGUGGAGGCUCGAAUCCAGAAGGAGGAGGAGGAGAUCCUGAUGGCCAACCGCCGCUGCCUGGACAUGGAGAGCCGGAUCAAAAACCUGCACGCUCAGAUCAUUGAGAAGGACGCCAUGAUCAAGGUCCUGCACCAGCGCUCGCGGAAAGAACCCGCUAGCAAGCUGGACGCUCCGGCCAUGAGGCCCUCCAAAUCAUUAAUGUCCAUCGCCACGGGCACCGGUGGCUCCAGUGGCUCUGGCCUGCUGUCUCACUCUCUGGGGCUCAGCGGCAGCAGCCCGAUCACGGAGGAGCGCAGGGAAGAUCGCAGCUGGAAGGGCAGUUUGGGUGUUCUGCUGGGUCCAGAGUUUCGAGGAGACUCUCUGAGAACAGAGUCCAUUUCCUCUUCUCCGUCUCCAGUCCUGCCCUCCACCCCGAUGCCCCUCGCCACACACUCAAAGACAGGCAGCAGAGACAGCUGUACGCAGACAGAGAAGAGCCAGGAGAGCAGCAAACCCAGCACACCCGCCCUGCAGAGCGUCCCGGGACCCAGCCGAAUCAGCAGCCCCAGCCCCGUCUACAUACCAGACCGCAUCGCUGACGUGCCAGUGUUUCACAGCAGUACUUUAGAGAGGAGAGCACCGGUGCAGAGUCUUCCUCCAGCAUCAGUGGCAGCACAGGACAUGGACAGCGAAAUGGUGGAAAUCCUAAUCUGAUCACCUUGCUAAGCAGGUGAAGGACUCCACACACUCCUCGAUCGUACAUUUCACAUCAGGAUGUUUCUGAACAAACACACUGAAAGCCGACAACAAACAACAAUCCUUUUUUUUUUUUUUUUACAGUAUUGUCUGGUGGACGUUUUUUCCCAGACUCUCGGACCAAAUUAUUAUUGUAAUUCUUUUUUUACAUUUAUUGCACUACUUUUGUUUAUUUUGGGUAUGCAAUUUGUCUGUAUUUACAAAUAAUACAAAAUGGCACUUGAGUAUCUAACAAAAUGGUGACUAGCCGAACAGUUGUUAUGUGUAAAUACUGCAUCUGAAUACUGUAAAACUGAAUGUCGUAUGGCUUUUUUAUAAUAAAUUGUUGGGCGCAGCAAGUUUUGAAGAGCAAUGGACCACCAGAAAUUCACACAAGUGUCCAGAAGCUCACGUUUCUGUAUGUGAAAUUGUGUAAGUAUGAGUGACCCAACUGGUUUUGGGUUUGUCUGUGUGAGAUUCUCUAGGUUUUUCAAUCUGAACUGUAGAUUCCAGUAGAGCUCUGACACACCGGACUUCCCAGUUUUUUCCCAAUUCCUCUCAUCCGUUUCCUUUGUAGAAGACAAAAUGGCUUCUUCUCCCAGUCUUAUAGUUGCGUUUGAGUAAAGGAAUCCAUUUAAAAAGGACACAUUAUGUUUUAGAGCAGAGUCUAACCUAAUUCAAGAUUUCACAUGCAUAAAUGAGAAGUUCUUUCUAUGAAAUCAGUGAACAUCUAUGAAACCCUCAGAUUUCAUGACUUUCAUAAUUUCAAGUGCUUUAUAGUUUUCAGAGUUUUUCCCAAAUGGCCUCUGGAUGCAAGUUUGCGGGUGGUUUUUGGCUUGACGUCAAUGUGAUGUCUGUUCGAUACGCGUGUUUUCAUCUGGAACGUGUCACAUUUAAAGUGUUUGCACGUCUGAUCAACGUUCCUGUAAUAUUCCCUGGCAGACGCCAUAUCAACAUUCAGCUGAUUUACCUCCUGAAUUGAUGUGUUUGUCAGCCAUAGGAGCUCUCGCAGUGGCUGUUCGCUGGCCUUUAGUAUUUGUCGUUUAUGUACAGACGAAAGUGCAAGUUUAUGCUUUUUAAAGCAGGUCAUCAUUUCAAAGAAAAGCAUCAGAUGAUUUAUUCUUGCUGAUUAAAAUGGCAUUUACAAAGCUGUUCACAACAUUGAGGGCAGUAUGAAUGUUUUUAAAUGCUCACAGGGGCUGCAUUUAGAUCAUCACAAAUAGUCAAACUAGUGACAUCAUGAAAUAUUUCUGUAAAUUAAAACAAAUUUAAAUGAUUAUUUUCUAUAAAUAUUCGCUGAAUGUUUUGCAUUGUUAUUAUGUUAGUUUCUGCAAUUAAUGUUACUUAUAAAUGGAUGAAACUACAUAUGAUGCAAACAACUUAUUUAAAGAGUAUUUUAAAUAGUUUCUAAUAGGAUUGCCAAAAUCUUCGACUUUACUAAUCGAUAAUGACAUUUUAAAAAUGACCAAUUCCCGGUAACAUUUAAGUGCUGUUGAGCAUGAUCUUAAACACCUCUGUUUACCAGAGAAGGGAAUAAACAGAGGUCGGAGCCAGCUCCAAAUGGGCUGUUCAGUGCUGAAUAGGUGGGACUUGAUCUCCAAGUGGGCAGUACAAAACUCCUGGAGUUUAGAUAUAUUUAUUUAAUGUCUUGUACACAACAGAGGCCAACCUAUUGUGUUUUUAAUGUCUACACCUACUCCAAACCUAAAUGCAACCUCACAGUAAUCUGUUGUUAUAUUACCACAAUCCAAAACCCAAACUACUUGUUCUGCAGCAAUACCUGCAUACACAGAUAUGUGGACUCUGAAACAUUUGAAAGCCACAACUAAUGCUGAUGGUACACUAGGCAACUUUAUAGCAAUGUUCCUGAAACCAGGUGAGACACAGGGCAAGUAAUUAAAGCAAAAGUCUACAGAUCUAAUAUUGUUGCCCAUUUUUAAUUGGAAAGUAGCCCAGCAACAUCCAUCACUCUCCAAAAUUGCAAUAUUGUUCAAAAUGUUGCCCUCUGUAUCAUCAGCAUAACAGUUGAUCGCACCAGUGUCCUUGUAUCUUGGUGAAGCGAUGAACUUCAGUGCCAGUCACAGUCAUACCCGUUGAGCAGGUAAACAAGGACCAUUUUAUACCAAUUCUCACUAGUGUCUAUUACCUGUUUAUUAGUAAGGUAUUGGCUGUUUAUUUGUACUUAUAAAGUACAUAUAUGACAUUAUACAUCCUUAAUCCAACAAACAACCCCAAAUUUGCUAAUAGCAGGAAAUAUACCUUAAAGGUAUAGUGUGACCUAAAUUUUAGCAUCAUAAAAUUCAAGACCAUCACAUUUUAGCUCAAAGUACAAAUUGUCUGCUUAUUGAUAAUUAGUAAUGUAGUAGUUGAGUUUAGGUAGGAUUAGAAAUAUGGAAUGAGAUCAUACUUUAAGUACUAAUAAACAGUCAUACAUAAUAAUAAUCAUCAUUAUCAAAUAAUAAUAAGCAAGUAUGUAAUUGUGAGAAUUAGUACUAGUGUUACACAGGGUGUCUGUCAGUUUUACCAAGUUAUAUUUAAGACUUAAGACAUUUUUAUAACUAUUAUGAAUAAAAUUUUAGACUUAUACGGAUCUAAAUGCUAAGAAUUUUUUUAAUAUCCCAGUUGGCAAAGAUUUUCCCUUGCCCCAUUUAAAAAGUAUUAUAAUUUAAUAAUACAAUAAUAAUUUAAUAAUAAAAAAAAUAGGUCAGGUCAGUAUCCUCAGUAAAUAAAUGGAGAACUUUUAAACGAAUGUUACUGUCAGGAAAGUAAUGAAAUGCUAUUUUUAGAUAAAGUUUUUUGAGAUUGGGAUUAUUGGUGAUUGUAUGGGUGUUAAUGGCCAAAUUGGGUAGCUAUACACAAACAAACGACAAUUAAGACCUUAAAUAAAUAAAAGAUUUAAGACCUAAAACACAAUAUUUAAGUAGAUUUAAGACUUUUUAAGACCUAAAAUUUAGCUUUUGAGAUUUAAGACUUUUUAGGACCAUGCUGACACCGAGUCAAUACCUUUGACAACCCUAGUUUCUGCUUUAAUAUUCACAGACACUAGUCCACAUCAGAGUUUGUUUGCGUAUACAAUCCCAUAUUUGAUUUAUUCAUCUAAAAUGUGAUGAAUUUUGAAAUAUUGCUAGUUCUUUUUUACACAAAAUUAUAUAUUUUAUUACAAUUUUACAUCUUUUGAUCAAUUUAGUGCAUCUCUGAUGAAUGAAAAUAAUAAAACACACAUGCUAUCCACAAUCUUAUGGACAGCUGAAACUUGGCGCUAAGUAAAUUCUGCCCCCUGUAGGACACACAAUCUAUCACCGUUUAACCCUUUAUAGGACAUUCAUUGGAAAAAACCCACUGGUGGUUAUACUUUUGAAACCUCUGAACUUUUAGGACUUCAAAAAAAAAAAUAUUGCAACCAAUGUCAAAGAAAUUACCAUAUACUUCACCCGAUAAAGGGUUAAAACCCAAGAAAGAGAAAGUUUCCGUUAGCAUUCCAAUGUGUCCUGACUUGAGCCAAUCAUCUGAGCCCGAAAUGUCAUGUGACUAUUAUAUGCUGCCAUUAUAUAAUGAUUAAAAAAAUACAGGACUAGUAUAGUAAUAAUAUGAUUCUACAUAACCAUUUCAGAUUUACAGUUACCAGUAAAUCCACAUCUAAAAACCAUUCAGAUCUAAACAUUUCACUGUAGUCAAAUCAGUCAUGAAAAAUGGACCAAAUUGAAUUAAUUUCCGAGUAAUGAAGGAUUUGAGCUCAGUCAGUCUCGGUUCUCGGUACUUGACAUUUUCCACACAAUCAUUCUUUUAUUGAGAGACAUUUUUACCCCUCCUCUCCUUCCUGUCUUACUUUUUAAAAUUAAAUCUGAACAUAUCCAGGGUUGUUAGAUCAGCCAUUGUCAAAACCAACAGAGAGCUCGACUAAUUUGGGCGCAAAUGAAGACAAUGGACCUAGGAGUGCAUCGAGACCAUGGUGGAAUAAACAUUACAACAUUUUAACAUCCAAAACACUGCAAACGGGUACUGUCCGCAAUCAAAUACACAGAAGAAAACAGUCAACGGUUGACGUCAGGCUAAUCUGCUCAUGUGAGUUGAUAUCAGUUUGUUCCACCUGAAGCUUGGUCUCGUUUCUCGAUGGUCUUGCUACGUUAGAUUGCAGUCGUUAAAUGAAAAUGAGUCAUAGCCCAUCUAAGGAUGGUUUACGAGAAUGUGGUUUUGUAUUCUUGUUAUUUGUAUCUACUAUUUUGUCCCAUCGAUGGGCAUUUUAUGUAUUCUCGCAAGGAACGUUUUAGUAUUUGUUUGAUUCCAGUUUGUCACUCUAGUUGCUGCUUAAUGUUAUUACUGUACAAUGAUGAUCCGUUUCAAUUCAAUAGUAUUCAUUUCUCAUCUUCUCUCAUGCAGACCGUGUAUAAGGCUUUACUUUUUUCAUUUGGUUUCAAGUCUGAAGUGUUUCAAUACAUUUUUGUUUUUGUUUUUUUGGUUAAUUUAAUUUUUUAAUAAACUGAUGCAAUUGCGGUG
This is a messenger RNA of Danio aesculapii, 8101 nucleotides long. RefSeq names its product angiomotin (gene amot). The record is from RefSeq and is a predicted model, not a curated record. Gene Ontology annotation, molecular function: signaling receptor activity. The transcript is spliced from 11 exons. Gene Ontology annotation, cellular component: lamellipodium; cytoplasmic vesicle; bicellular tight junction. Bases 557 to 3586 code for a protein of 1009 amino acids. Lineage: Eukaryota; Metazoa; Chordata; Actinopteri; Cypriniformes; Danionidae. Gene Ontology annotation, biological process: hippo signaling; actin cytoskeleton organization; angiogenesis.